AUGCACACUCAAACCACAAGCACACCCAAUCGACAAUCACCGCUGGGCUUUCCCGGCAACACAUUCGAACGACCCUUUGUCGUCAAUGGCCCGCCGGGCUUUCCCGCCAACACAUUUGAACGACCCUUUGUCAUCGACGGGCCGCCAGGCUUCCCCGGCAACACAUUAAAGCGACCCUUCGUUAUCGACGGGCCGCCAGGCUUCCCCGGCAACACAUUAGAGCAACCGUAUGUUAUCGACCAAAUCCAUAUCUACUGUACGGACGCUGCCUUUCCCAGCAGCCCGGCCGAAGUCAAAGUCGGGGAGGUCAAUGCUCCGCAGAACGACUUGGGGCACCAAAAUGUUUCCCAGCCGCAAAUCCAACACAGCCGAAACGACUUUGUGGUCUAUCAUCGAAUGACUAGCUUGCCCGCAAAUUCCAUACACGUUCAAGUUUAUCAUGAGCCAUCUGAGUCUAACAACACCAAAAAAGAAGAAAGUACCGCUCCAUCUGCGCAAAAUUUGUAA
Puccinia triticina is the source of this 507-nucleotide messenger RNA. RefSeq lists its product as uncharacterized. The coding region runs from base 1 to 507 and encodes 168 amino acids. The record is from RefSeq and is a predicted model, not a curated record. The transcript has 2 exons. NCBI's taxonomy places the organism in Eukaryota, Fungi, Basidiomycota, Pucciniomycetes, Pucciniales, Pucciniaceae.